This is a messenger RNA of Capsicum annuum, 1098 nucleotides long. Its product is annotated as receptor-like protein Cf-9. NCBI's taxonomy places the organism in Eukaryota, Viridiplantae, Streptophyta, Magnoliopsida, Solanales, Solanaceae. Bases 1 to 1098 code for a protein of 365 amino acids. Gene Ontology annotation, molecular function: protein binding. The transcript has a single exon. The record is from RefSeq and is a predicted model, not a curated record.
AUGGGCUACGGGCGCUUGUUGUUGCUACUAUUAGCAUCUUUCUUUCUCCGUCAUGAGUUUGCUUUUUCUUUUUCUUCGUUGGCACCUCAAUCAUGCCCCGAAGAUCAAAGUCUUGCCCUUAUAGAAUUCAACAAGACCCUCGUUGUAAAUGCCUCACUCGCAACUCUUAACUGUCAAUUCUAUGAGGCGCAGAAAGCUUAUCCAAGAACAAGUUCAUGGGUUAUGAGCAAAGACUGUUGCUCGUGGGAUGGAGUAAUAUGCGAUGAGAUGACCGGCCAUGUCAUCGAGCUUAACCUCAGCUGCAGCCAGCUUGUAGGGAACAUUGACACAAACAGCAGCCUAUUCCAACUCACUUAUCUCCAAAGGCUUGACCUUUCUGGGAACGACUUCUCUAAUUCACAGAUUUCACCUAAUUUUGGUAGGUUUACGAGCUUGACGCAUCUUGAUCUUUCCCACUCAUCUUUCUCUGGUCAAAUUCCUUCUGAAAUCUCUCAUCUUUCCAAAUUACAGUCUCUUGGUCUUUCUGGUGACUUUGCUUUAUUUUUUGAUGAUGAGCUAGGACUCCCACCUCACGAUUUUAAAUUGAUCCUUCAGAAUUUGACUCAACUAAGAGAGCUUGAUCUUAGAUAUGUGAACAUCUUUUCCUCCAUUCCUCUAAAUUUUUCGUCUCAUUUAACGACUCUGAAGCUAGGAGGUACAGGAUUGAAUGGGAUAAUACCUGAGAGUAUUUUUCACCUGCCCAACUUGCAAGUUCUUAACUUAGAAGGCAAUAAUGCCCUCAGUGGUAAUUUUUCGAAGACCAAAUGGAACAGCAGCAGAUCUCUCGUGGACUUAUCUCUCAGUGCAGUGAAUUUUUCUGGUGACUUUCUGCCCUAUUCUCUUGUCUAUGUAACUUCAUUGCAGUUCUUGGUGCUUUACUCUUGCAAUCUCUUGGGGCCGAUUCCAAAAUCUCUUUGGAAUCUCACCCAUCUGGAGUAUUUGGACCUACGGAAUAACCAUCUUGAAGGUGCUACGUUUCCUCCGUUUACAAAUGGACUGCAGAAUCUGAACACACUUUGGCUAUCAAAUAACUCCCUGAAUGGAGAAAUUCCAUCAUAG